Messenger RNA from Porites evermanni, 2391 nucleotides. The record is from the annotation of a GenBank genome assembly. Lineage: Eukaryota; Metazoa; Cnidaria; Anthozoa; Scleractinia; Poritidae.
AUGGCAGCUACUCUAUGUAAAAUUAUACCUUUUCCAAAGGUCAUAACCCUUGAGUCAGAUGACGAUUACAAUGCUUUUUUUGUUAAGGUUUUAAUGGCUUGUAAGAGCUUUUCAAAUUUACAGACACCUGCGGAACUCUAUGCUGAUAUAGGCUGGUUCGUUGACCUAGAAGUUAGUGACGUAGUAGAUUAUAUAGAAUCUUGCCCGCAGCUGAAAAUCGCAAGUUUCGCUCUCGGGAACGAAUUGCUAUCAUCCUCCGUUGCAGAUCGUCUUUGCAAGUGGUUGUCUGCGAGCAAGAGUUUAUCAGAGUUAACUCUUAAAUUCCGUGAUACAACCCCUGAUGAGUGUGACCUGCUGUUUCAAAUUUGCCAUGUGUUGGCUUCAUGUCCAACCCUGACAAAAGUAAAGUUUUCCUUGCCUGGAUAUACUUAUAGCGAGGGUUUUUUCAAUGCACUUGAAACUGGAUUGGCACCGCUGACGUCUGUUAUUCUCGAGCUACUUGGCUCAUUGAAGUACACUGCGACACGAGCCUUACAAAAUUUUUUGUCAAAUAAAUCCCUGAAGUCUUUUUCUCUUUCUGUUGUUGAAGUGGAUGUGCAGGAUUUGCUAGUCGCUGCUGUCAGUGAAGCACUUGCAAGACAUAAAGUUUUAAAAUCUCUUAAUCUACAUUUUGGUGGACCGCUGAGUUCCUCCAGUGCCAAUUUCCUGGAAAAAGGUCUGAUGGAAAAUAGUUCUUUGAAUUAUUUAAGACUAUGUGUCCACGGUGAGCUCCCUGGUAACUGGCAUUCUGUUAUGGAAAAUCUUCGCUUAGCAAAGAAUUCCUCACUUGUUUGUUUUAUCUAUCCAAACACCUGGAACAACAUAGCAGAUAAUCUUUGUCAUCCUGUUAUGGUUAGAAAAGGACUGAAUCUAAAGCAGCACUUUACUGUUAACAUCUGGGGCGAGAUGAGUUGUGAAGCAGCAGAAGCUCUUUGUGAAGCCUUGGCUCUUUCCUCCAUUACUUUUCUCACAUUAAACGUGCGCGGAAAUUUAUCAAGCAGAGUUGCUAACUCCAUUGCAAGAUGCCUGGAAGGAAACCAGACACUGUCAGUCCUGUCUAUCAAUAUAUGGGGCGAGUUGACAACCGAGGAAGGUAUUGUUCUUUCCAGACUUUCAAAAGAAAAUGUAAGCGUUCAGUUAAAUGAAUAUGACGCGCGUAUAGGCCCAGAUGAAUCCAAUACUGUUCUUGAUAUCACCAUGGAUAAUCCUGCGGCAUUGAGAGCGUUUUUCACUAAAGUCAAGGAGAGAAGAAAAGAAAAAGUCAGUCUUACAAUCAAUAACAACGGUUAUGUUACUAAGGAGUGGACAGGUUGCAUAGGUGUUGCUUUGGCAGAGAACACAUUACUGACUUCGCUUGAUCUUACAGUGAACAGCUGCCCCGUGGAUGCAGACUUGGGGGAAAACCUUGGGAAAAGUCUAUUGCGAAGCACUUCUUUAACAUCUCUUAGUCUCUCAUUCAACUGCAGUAACAUGAAAGAAGGAUGGUUAUGCAACCUGGGUGACAGCUUGGACAAAAUGGCAUCUUUAACUUCACUCAGCCUUGACGUGAACUUCUACGGUGAGGACAAGGAACGGGUUGUUUCGACUAAAGUGGUGAAACCAAUCAAAUCAUUAUCAACCCUUUCUGUUAGAAUCCGUAGUGAUAGUAUGUAUUUAAAAGGCAUUGAAUUUGUGGCUGGCUGUUUGAUAGAGUCCUCGUCACUUGAGAAGCUUAGUCUCACAUUCGAAGUGGGGGUCUCGGGUAAUUACGUUUCCGAUGGCCUUGCUGAUGGUUUGGCAACAACAACCUCACUAAAUACAUUCUGUCUGACAAUUUUUUCUCGCUUUUAUGUCGCUGACGCUUAUUCAGAAUUGUUUGCAAGUCUUAAUCACGGUUUUUCGUUAAACGAGUCAGUAAGUACACUGACAUUUACUCUGGCAGUAAAUGAGUUGGAUGCCGAGCAAUUUCCGGAGAUUUUUGGAGAAGGAUUGUCCGCGAACAUGUCAGUAACUACGUUAACUCUCACAAUAAAUGAGUACGGUGAAGGUAAAUCGCAUAUACCCGUGGUUUUAGACAACUCUGGAGUGUUUGACCAUUUGACGCGAAACACAUCAGUUACCACAUUCAAUCUGGCACUUAACAGUAGCAGAGAAGUUAGUGAUGACUGGUUACCAGGCCUUUGCAACGCUGUGAACAAAAACUCUUCGUUGACAACACUGAUAUUGAAAGUGAACAACCAUUGUGCUACAGGUGAAAGUCAUUUAUAUGACUUUAGCAAACUUUUGAUAGAAAGCAGAUCAUUAUCCUUACUUGAACUCGAGGUAAGUUUCUAUGGAAAAGACAGUGGGUGUCACAAGGUGUUAAUUCAAUAG